This is a messenger RNA of Neoarius graeffei (lesser salmon catfish), 1918 nucleotides long. It is a transcript of the gene mtfr2, whose product is annotated as mitochondrial fission regulator 2. Gene Ontology annotation, biological process: aerobic respiration; mitochondrial fission. The transcript is spliced from 8 exons. Bases 209 to 1285 code for a protein of 358 amino acids. The record is from RefSeq and is a predicted model, not a curated record. Lineage: Eukaryota; Metazoa; Chordata; Actinopteri; Siluriformes; Ariidae. Gene Ontology annotation, cellular component: mitochondrion.
GCUUUGCUCGAAACUGCUUUAUUUGAGUUCUCCAGCAUUGCACUGCAUUACAUAUGAGUCGCGUGAAAUUGAUGUUGUUUAUCUGAUCCUUCUGCACCACGUGGAGGAAGCCAGUGCUGCUGCGUUUUUAAUAAAGCGUUGAUCACAGCAGAAAUCCUGCUGAUGCUUCCACUCAGCUCUGCAGUGGGAACAGAAGAUCACAGUGAUCAUGUGUUUGCUUGAAGACCUCGUCCAUUUGAUGAGAUGUGUCCUGGAAUAUUUUGGGGUUCCCCAGGACAUGCUGGUUCCAGUUUGGGAGAGCACUUUGUGUGGACAGUAUCGCAGCAUCGUCCGCAUGAUCGGAACAAAUCUCCCAUUGACGCCUUGUCCUCGGCUCCAUUUCCAGGUUCCUUUACGGACAAUCACCAGACACGGUCAUAUUGAAGUGUCAGUGGAUGCUCCUGCCAUUCCUUCACUCGCGGAUGUGUUAUGGGUGGCUGAGGAUGAAGGAGACCUCUACACCAAGUUCAGGAAUUCUGUCCCACUGAGGAAGCAUGGAUUGCCACCGGGGUUUGAAACUUCAGCAGCCGUGUGUGUACGGCCUGCUCCUGCAUCCCUGCGUAACCAGAAAUUACACACAGCACGGGCAUCAAGCACACAACCAGAGGCCCUCCAGAAGAUCCAUGCACUGGAGGCUGAGUUACAGAAAUUACGAGCUCAGAUUGCGAUGAUCGUCACCACUCCAGCAGCAGACAGUCUCCUCCCAAGCAAUCCCACCACUCCCUGUUCAAGUUUUCCUGCUCCUGUUCUUACCUCGACUCCUUUCACGGCACCUCCACCACCUCCUCCACCUCCUCCUCCUCCUCCUCCUGAGUUCGGCUUGAAGCAGGUCUCUGUGAUGGAUAUGAUUAGACAGAGACGGGCAACCAAGAAGGAUAAAGCUGGAGUGUCUGAGGCUUCAUCAGCUGCAGUGCCUUCCAUGCUAGAGGUCCUGAAAGAUAUGAACAAGGUUAAACUCCGCACUGUAGAGAGGUCUCCAGGAGGGACACCAUUACGGAAAAGGAGGAGUAAAGGGACGGUGUGUGCGUCGGACCCUGCUGCACUUAUUGCUGAAGCGUUGAAGAGGAAGUUUGCACAGAGGCAGCGAGACAACUCGUUUGAUAAGGAGAACUGCUCAGCCGAGUCCUCGCCGUUCAGCAGCCCCGACACGCCCCGAGUUCCACAGUUCAAGAGACGCAGUCAGGGGCGAAAUCAUUUGUCCCUUUUAACCCGUGGAUCAGACGGGAAACAGCGUGAUGGAAAAUAGUGUGCUGAAUGGCCUUUGAAGAUUUUUCUGUCUCACUUUCUAUCAGCCCCCACAGUUUUAUGGUACUUUUCUUCCUUAGAAGGGUAAAGGAGCUGCCUUUUUAUUCAUCGCUUUCAGCUGUGGAUUGAUGAUUUUUGUACAGUUCUGCAGUUCUUACACUGGUGUUUGAGUGUUAACUGUGAAUAUAAGAGGCUGAAUGGUGACUGUUCUGAGUUUAGGUCAAGCCUAUACCACAUGGACCUCCUGUAUGCAAUGCAUCUAAAUGUGUUGUUUGUUUGUUUGUUUGUUUGUUUUAAUUGUUUGAUUUGUUGUUGCUGUUAUUUGUGUAUUUGCACUGCUUUGCUAUCUGUUGGUUUUUCAGAAAAGCAAUAACUGAUAUUCCAUGUGAAGCACUGGUUUAUUUUUUGCAGUUGAAAGAUUUCAAAUAUUUUGAAAGUAGCAAAUAUGAAACUUCUGUGUGCAUGUAUGUGGAUACAUGGAGCCAGGAAUUUUGUAUUCAAACCAAAUUCAGGAACGCAUAUCAAUUCCUCCAUCGUGUUCAUCGGAGUUGUUUCUGAUGUACCUUUCACCCAUUUCAUACCAUGUACCUUUCAGCCAUGAACUAAAAGAAAUAAACAUGUUCUCUCAUCAGUA